Molecule: messenger RNA, 1666 nt
Organism: Gigantopelta aegis
Lineage: Eukaryota; Metazoa; Mollusca; Gastropoda; Neomphalida; Peltospiridae
Product: protein arginine N-methyltransferase 3-like
Exons: 12
Coding region: 1-1614 (537 amino acids)
Biological process (GO): peptidyl-arginine methylation
Cellular component (GO): nucleus
Molecular function (GO): protein-arginine N-methyltransferase activity
Source: RefSeq, a predicted model, not a curated record
AUGGCUUCCGGGUGUUAUUCUCACUGUGAAGACAUGUCUCUAGAUGCCUCAGAUGAUGACUGGGAUGAUGCUGAUGAUGUAAUGCUGGUGGGACCGGUUAAGUGUUUGUUUUGUGACAAAGAACUGCCGUCUGCCGAUGAUGUAUUCAAGCACUGUAAAGACCUACACCAGUUUGAUAUUGUCAGCGUGGCUCAAACCUGGAAUCUCGACUGCAUUGGCUAUAUCAAAAUGAUCAACUACAUCCGAUUAAAAAAUCCUUCACCAGAGUUUCUAUUGGAAAGGUCAUCACUGGAGUCUGCUUCUCCAUGGAGUGAUGACCAGUUCAUGCAGCCGGUUGACCCUGAAGACUUCAUGCUGCAAUAUGAUAUUGAAGAAAUGGACAGUUCCACUACACCAAUUAAUGAGUGUGCAAUAAAUUCAAACACCAAAACCUCAAAUGGAGCUGACCUAGAUGGAGGGGAAGUAACUCUACCAAAAACUGAAUAUUUGAAUUUGUUACAUCGAGCCCACACAGCUGAAGGAAAAGCACAGCAAGCAGAGGAGAGGUUGAGAGAAGCAUUGGAAGAUUUAGAAAAAGUUAGGAAAGUGAUGAGGGAUAUCAUGAUGUCACAGCCUGAUUCAUCGUCAUCGCCAGCUCGUUCCGAGUCCCAGGUCACAGAGGAUGAAGACGAAGCUUACUUCAACUCAUACUCUCACUUCAGUAUACAUGAGGAAAUGUUAAAGGACAGAGUGAGGACCGAGAGCUACAGAGACUGCAUGCUGAAGAACAAGUCGUUGUUUGAUGGGAAAGUCGUCCUUGAUGUAGGCUGUGGAACGGGAAUCUUGUCCAUGUUUGCUGUGCAGGCGGGUGCCAGUCAGGUGAUUGGAGUUGACCAAUCCGAUAUCAUUUACCAAGCAAUGGAUAUUGUAAGAGAGAAUGGAAUGGAAAAGAAAAUCACUUUGAUUAAAGGCAGGAUUGAAGAUGUCAGUCUGCCAGUUGAAAAGGUUGAUAUCAUCAUCUCUGAAUGGAUGGGUUACUUCCUCUUGUUUGAGUCGAUGCUGGACACGGUACUGUUUGCAAGAGACAAGUAUCUCAAAGAAGAUGGCAUUGUUUUGCCUAACAGGUGUACAAUGUCUUUGGCUGGGGUGUGUAACAAAGAUGCGUAUGAUGCACAUAUCAGUUUCUGGGACGAUGUUUACGGAUUCAAGAUGUCCUGUAUGAAGUUUGAGGUCAUACACGAAGCCAAUGUGGGAAUUGUCAACAGUACAAAAAUCAUCACAGACCAGUGUGUAUUUAAGGAAAUUUCUGUCCGUGACUGCAGUGUUGAAGAUCUCCAGUUCUCCACUCUGUACUGCCUCAACUGUAUCGGGGACGGGCCACUGACGGCCAUUAUUGGCUACUUUGACAUUUUCUUUGAAAGUGGUUGCAGUACACCAAUUAGUUUUUCAACAGGUCCUGACAGCACACCAACCCACUGGAAGCAGACAGUCUUUGUACUGGAACCACCAUUACAAGUGAAGAAAGGAGAAAAAAUUGAAGGAACCAUCAAAUGCCACAAAAACCGCAAAGAUCCAAGGGCUUUGAUUAUACUACUGACUUACAAUGGAAAGAAACAAUAUUAUGCUAUGGAAUAAGUCCAUUGUUUGCUGUGCAAACCAAACAUGAUCAAUAAAAUACAAAACAGUU